CUCAAGUCAAACCAAGAGAAGUAUGGUACGUUUUAAUGAGCACUUUCGCUUGCAGCGUUUUGAAUAGCGUUUGGUUGGAAACUAGAGAAUUGCCGAUUCACUAACUUCUGUCUUUUUUCCUUCAUGGAUCGAAUAAAUUCAUUGUUUAGGUAUAACAUUGAAUUUUGCGAGCGAAGGGAGGGGUGCGAUGAUGGGAGUCUUCUCUGGUCACGGUGAGGAAGGAUCGCGUUGUGCGAAUUUCAGUCAGAGAGUAUUGCCUCAACAGCUAGCCAAGUUCGUCCGCCAAAAACGCGUCCAGGCAUACAAGAAAUCGCUGAAGUCUGCUGGCAAGACGAAUCAGGGAGCAUGGAAUCCCAAAAUGUGGCCUCUGCUUUCCGCACUCGAAUACAAGCAGUGUUGCGAACGUGCCUUCCGUGAGACAAACAAGAUGUUGCAUGAAGAUAAGAAUGUAAGUUUAGAGCACAACAGGAGGAUUUAUUCAGGUUUUUCCGUCGUUAUUUCAGCAUAGCACUCACCCCACCUAUUUACAUGUAAAGAUUGAUGACCGUUUUAGUGGGACAUCUUUGGCAAGCGUUUGCUUCCACGGAAAACACAUGUAUGUGUGCAACGUUGGUGCCUGCAAUGUCAUCUUGGGGCGUCGCUGUUCGGAUAAUUCCACUCGGUCGUACAAAAACUGUUCCGACUACAACGGGGAAGAAGAGAAGUGCGAAAUCGAAGAAUAUGCGUGCCAUUCGGACAAAGCCGAAGAAAUUCCGUGCCGUUCGGUGGGUGAACGACUCGCCGUCCCCCUGACCACCAAUCAUACAGUUUGUUCUCUGGAAGAACAAGAACGAAUAAAACUCUUCGGUGCCGAGGUGAAAGAAGUAAAUCAGACCGAAGAAGAUACCUCUUCGAUAUUUGACACGCAAGAAGGAGGCGGUUCGGGUCGCAAAUCGCUUCGUGCUUUCUUGCCUGGGAAGGCGUAUCCCAGCAGUAGGCUCACCAGAUCCAUUGGUGACUCUGCACUAGAAGAAAUCGGAAUCGUUUCCGACCCCGAUACGAUAUCGUGCAAUCUAGCCGAAACCGACGACGUCGUGGUCAUUGCCUCGAAUGCUGUGUUUGAGUUCCUUUCCAACCAGGAAGUCAUCGACCUUUGUACCGCUUCGUGCGACCCCCUGCAGGCAAGUGAAGCCGUGACAAGAGCUGCCUACAAAAAGUGGAUCGAGAAGAAAAACCGCUGUGACGAUAUUACCGUAAUUGUUUGCUUUCUCUCCAAGAACGCAACGAAGAACUCCGCAAGAUCAGAAGUCGUGAAUGUUUCAACGGAGAUGGAUGUGCCGGCAAUGGCUGAUUUUGACGAAGAAGAUGAUGUAUAACUCUUGUACACUACCUAAACUUGUAAAACC
This is a messenger RNA of Pseudo-nitzschia multistriata, 1385 nucleotides long. The record is from the annotation of a GenBank genome assembly. Lineage: Eukaryota; Bacillariophyta; Bacillariophyceae; Bacillariales; Bacillariaceae.